This is a messenger RNA of Tetranychus urticae (two-spotted spider mite), 5243 nucleotides long. Its product is annotated as ATP-binding cassette sub-family C member 4. Gene Ontology annotation, biological process: transmembrane transport. The record is from RefSeq and is a predicted model, not a curated record. Gene Ontology annotation, cellular component: membrane. NCBI's taxonomy places the organism in Eukaryota, Metazoa, Arthropoda, Arachnida, Trombidiformes, Tetranychidae. Gene Ontology annotation, molecular function: ATP hydrolysis activity; ABC-type transporter activity; ATP binding.
AAUCUUAAUAAUCAUUGUUAAGUAUUGCUCCAUCAAUUAAUUGAUAAUUUUUAUGCUGCAUCCACAUGUUUGGUACUUUAGCCAACUCUAACCUUUUCACUUCAGGUGGAGCCAUGUAACUGUAUCAGUGCAACUGUAUCUUUAGAUGCAGUGUCAACUCAACAUUCAAAUAAAACACUUAAUCUUAAAGGCUGCUCUUUUAAUGCCUUAUUUUUGUUAUUAAAUGGUUAUUGAAUUAUAUGAAUCAAUAGAUCAUCAUGUCUUCAGUAAUCAUGAUGCCCUUUCACUUAUAAUGCCUUCUAUCCAUUUUCAUAGUGGCCUUUCUUAGUGAAAACCUGUUAUUUAUGGAUCUUCUGGUUCGAGUAUCUUUUGGCUUUUUUCCAUUGUCCAAUGUUUUUUAAUGUGUACAUCAAAUUAUAACACAAAAUCAACAAUUAUUUUCUUGUUUACUAGUUCGUGUAAAUCUUUUAAUAUUUUCAAGUGUAAAAAUUAUACUCACGGACCAUAAAAUGGUAACUCAACAAGGAACCAUUUUCAAAAAGUCAUCAUACGAUCAAGCUAGCAGUUUAUCAAAAUUAUUUUUCUACUGGCUGCUUAGUUUUUAUCUGGAAUUCCAAAAGAAGCGAAUAAAAACAAAUGAUCUUGAGCAAUGUCCAAAGUAUGAUCAAUCAGAAAGGAUCGGAGAGAAACUUGAGGAGCAAUGGAACGAAGAGCUUAAAAAAUUGAAGACUGGUGGUCGACCUAGCCUAGGAUGGGCAAUAAUCAGAACAAUUGGUUGGCAUUACUCAUUCACCUUUAUUCUGCUUUUCAGUUCGAGUAUGGCCCGUCUAGCACAGACUGUUUGCAUGGGUUACCUGAUAGAGGCGUUGUACCAAUAUAAUAUGGAAAAAGAUCAUUCAUACGAAAUUCGCCGGAAUAUUUAUCUAACCGCUGCUGGUGUUGUUGGUACACAAUUUUUUCAUCCUUACGUUUCCAAUAUGUACUGGUUUUUAGCGCGUAAAUGUGGCAUUGAUAUAAGAGUCGCUUGUAGUCGUUUAAUUUAUCAAAAAUCUUUACGUUUAUCUCAAGCAUCUCUUGGAGAAACAACUGUUGGUCAGAUAGUUAAUUUACUUUCAAGUGAUGUUUCACGUUUCGAUCUUGCUUCAGAGUUUCCCUUCUUUUUGAUUCAAGGCCCUCUUGAAGUCAUUAUUUGUAUAAUCAUUUUAUGGCCAAUGCUUAAUAUUUCAGCUAUAAUUGGACUUUUAGUCCUUUUCUUAUACAUCCCGUUUCAAACACUAAUGGGCAAAGCUUUUGGAGCUCUUCGAGAAAAAGGCGCAUUCCUAACUGACGAUCGUAUUCGAUUAAUGAAUGAAUUCAUUCCAGCCAUGAGAGUUAUCAAGAUGUAUGCAUGGGAAAAGCCUUUGACAUUAUUGGUUGAUUCUGCUCGUAAACGAGAAGUAUCAAAGAUUCGCUGUGCAGCCUAUCUAAGAGGUCUAAAUCUUGGUCUCGGAACAAUCGCUGAAAAAUUGAUUAUGUUCUUAACUCUUGUAUCGUUUGUACUGUUUGGUAAUCAAUUAAGUGCUCGAACCGUGUUCGUUGCAAUGUCUCUUAUAAGACAGCUUCAAAAUACAAUUACACUCUUCAUUCCGCUAGGAAUCUCCACUGGAGCUGAAUCCUUAAUCGCUAUCAAACGAAUAAGAGACUUUCUACUUUUGCCUGAAUGUGAAUCAUCUGGUAACCUGAGUAGAGGUCUUGGCGGGGCUGGUAUUAAGAAGUCAAAAGUUUCUUAUACCGAUGUAACACUAUCGUGGCGUGAUGACAAAGAGCCAUUAUUGAAAAAUAUUUCCUUUGAUGCAUCACCAGGAAAAUUGAUUGCCAUUGUUGGUCCUGUAGGAUCUGGUAAAUCAUCAAUAUUGAUGUCAAUUUUAGGCGAAAUCACCGCAAAAGCUGGUAAAGCUGAGGUACUUGGUUCAGUAUCUUAUGCUUGUCAACAAUCAUGGAUAUUCGCAGGAACCGUUAGAGAUAACAUUUUAUUUGGAAAUGAGUUUGAAGCAUCAAGAUACAAGCGAGUAAUUUUUGUCUCUGCUUUGGAACGAGAUUUACAAAUUCUUCCAUCUGGUGAUCAAACUAUUGUUGGUGAUCGUGGUGCAUCACUCAGUGGAGGUCAAAAAGCACGAAUAAACUUGGCGCGAGCUCUUUACGCUAGAGCUGAUAUUUACCUUUUAGACGAUCCAUUGUCUGCUGUUGACGCUCCUGUUGCCAAACAUAUUUUUGAAAACAGUAUCAAAGACUUUUUAUCAAACAAAAUAGCCAUUUUAGUUACUCAUCAAUUGCAAUUCAUGAAAUCCGCUGAUUCUAUUUUACUUAUACGUAAUGGUGAACAAGUUUGUUUUGGUGAUUAUAUGGAGUUGCUAAAUAAAGGCUCAGAUUUCAUCAAAUACAGUCAAGUUCUGGAAGUAGAGCACAAAGUUUCAGAGACUCCUGACAAGACUCCCAAGAUUAUCGGCUUAUCUUCAUCAAUAUCCAAUCUUCGACCAAGAGCAUCAUCUCUUAUUAAACCAGAUGUUUGUGGCAGUACAGCCUCAGUUUGUACUGAAAGCAGUCUCUGUUACUCAGAUGAGUUAUCGAAAGUUGAAAAUUUACCUAUUGAAGCUGAUGAAGAUGGUCCAGGUGUCCACGAAUUGGCAGGUAUCAAAGUCAGCAAGCAUCUUUUAUGGACGUAUAUUUGUGCUGGAAUUAGUCUGAUCCUUUUCCCAUUUUGGGUGCUUUAUAUAUUGGGAGCUGGGCUUCUAAUUAGUUUUGUUGAAUACUAUUUUUCACUUUGGGCUGAUUCUGCCGAGAGAAAAGGUCGUUUCCUUGCUGAACAAACAGCUCAACCCAAUGCUACUUUUGAGCAUACAAAUUUUGUUGAUGAUUUGUCACAAAAUGAUAAUAUCGUCUUCUUUUCUUGUAUAACUGUUGUUUUAUUUUGUUGGUGCUGUACACGAAAUUUUGCAUUCUUUGCGGUGUGUAUGCGAGCAUCAAUCAAGUUACAUAAUCGUCUUUUUCAUGCCAUUGUACGUGCACCGAUCUCAUUUUUUGACAAUAAUCCUCCUGGAAUCGUAUUGAAUCGAGUUUCUCGGGAUAUGGGAAUGGUUGAUGACUUUUUACCACCCACACUAUAUGACACUGUUAUCAUUUUGAGCAACAAUUGUGCCUCGUUAAUUCUUAUGGCUUUUAUCAGUCCAUAUUUAAUCGCUCCUGCCGUUAUUUUAUUAUUAUGCUGCUUCUACUUCAGAUCGCGAUAUGUCAAUAUCGCCCGAGAUGUUAAACGCCUUGAAGGAGUAACUAAAACUCCUGUUUUUAAUCAUCUUUCAUCAUCAUUGUAUGGUCUUACGACAAUACGAGCUUUUAGAGUACAAGAAAGAUUCAAUGAAACCUUUGAUUUAUAUCAAGAUGAACAUACCUCUGCAUAUUUUACAUGGAUCGCCUCAUCUCGCUUUUUCAUUACACUCAUCAACACAAUGUCUUUUAUUUUUACUGGUUUGGUUGUCCUUACAUGUCUACUUGCCAUUGACUCACUAAACGGAAGCUCAGUUGGACUUGUUAUUGUUUCUGCUAUUGGAUUAUCUUCUGGUUUCCAAUGGGGUAUGAGACAAUUGACUGAGGUUGAAACUAUGAUGACUUCAGUUGAACGUAUCGAGGAGUUGCGUUUCAUUCCUCCAGAGGCAGAAUUAGAAGCACCUCUUUCCCGUAAACCUCCAGCCGAUUGGCCUAAACAGGGUCGAAUAACGUUUUUGAAUGUAAAUUUACGCUACGAUUCGGAGAAACCUCCUGUUUUAAAAGAUCUCAAUUUUAAAAUCGAAGCUAAAGAUAAGGUUGGAAUUGUUGGUAGAACUGGUGCUGGUAAAAGUUCAAUCAUGACAGCUUUAUUCAGAAUGUUUGAACCAGAAGGUCACAUUAUUAUUGAUGGAAUUGAUAUAAAUACAAUUGGUUUACACGAUUUACGACGAAAAAUAUCUAUUAUUCCUCAAGAACCAAUCAUAUUUACUGGAACUCUCAGAUACAACUUGGACCCAUUCAAUGUUAAAAAUGAUACUGAAAUAUGGGAAGCUUUGGAUCAAGCGCAAUUAAAGAAAGCUGCUAAUUCAAUGGGAGGACUUGAUUCAGUGCUAACUGAUGGAGGAACCAAUUUAAGUGUUGGUCAACGUCAACUUGUGUGUCUUGCUCGAGCUAUUUUGGCCAAUAAUAAAAUAUUGGUUCUUGACGAGGCAACAGCAAACAUUGAUCCGACAACCGAUGAAUUGAUUCAACAAACAAUACGAAAAAGAUUUGCCGAUUGUACAGUAUUAACAAUAGCUCAUAGAAUACAAACAAUUAUUGAUUCAGAUAAAAUACUAGUUAUGGAUGCUGGUAAAGUAGUUCAAUUUGGUGAUCCAGCAUCAUUAGUGGAAGAUACAGAGGGUAUAUUUUACUCAAUGGUUCAAGCAACUGGCAAAGAUUCAGCUGAUAAUCUCAUCAAAACAGCUAAACGAACUAAAUUAAAUAAAAAUGAAGAAAUCGAAGAUAAAUCCCGCGUAUAAUUUGAAAGGAAGAGCCCACAUUUUCAAACUGAAUUAGAUAAAUUUUAAUCGCAAUUACUCCACAUAAGUCUAUGCAUUUGAAUCCAAGAUUCCAAGGUUUAAAAUCGUCUUGUCUAUAGAUAGCCAAGGAAAAUUCAUUCGCAUGAUGUAUUAAAAUACCUUUAGCAAGUUAAUUUAAAGCCAAGACUUACCCAAGAUUAUUCAUCUAAAAAUACUUUUGUAAAUUUUGUAUUAAUGCCUUAUAAUUCUCAUAAUUCACAUUGUUUACCAUUACUAAGGAUUUCAAAGCUUAGUCUUUCCUUUUUUUCCUAAAAAGAUAUUCUAUUCUAAGUCCCUUUCGUAAUUUAAAGCAUGAAACCAAACUGAAUUUGUGCAAUUAAUUGUCUAGUAUUUCUCCGAUAAUUUGGUUAUUAUCUAGACCUUAAGUCUAAGUCUUUUUUCUAAAUUUUGUAAACAUUAAUCAAAUUGAACACAGGAAGUUGAUUGCAAUCUUGCCGAGAAUGUCAUUUGAAAGGAAGAGUUUUAAUUUUCAAACUGAAUUGAAUUUUAAUCAAAAUUUACUUUUAGAACCAAACUUUAAAUUACUCUAGUAAGUUUAUAUUUGAAAUUUAAGAUUUUAAUUUUCUACCAAAUUGUUACAUUUGAUAAUUUUUAUAUUUGUUGUUGCUAUGUUUUGUUUGCAAUAAAAAACGAUCGAUUUAA